CCUAGGUGCCAAACAUCUAUGUUGCUUCUGCCUAAAGUUUUCCAGCUUGAACAAACUUCUUAUGCUAAGGAACAUGUGAAGCACCAGAUAAAUUUACAUACUGCAAGUAUUGUGGAAAGGAAGAAUGAAAUCUGUAGAUUACAUGAGAAUAUAAACAGCAGUAAUGAUGCAAUUGUUUAUUUGCACAAGCAUAACAAGAAUAGUAAGGACAAUUGCAAUGUCUGGAAACCAACAUAUGUAGUUCUUAGCAAGCAUGAAGAAUAUUUGAAUAACCAACUCAAAAACUGCCAAGAAACCACAGAAAAUGACAAGAAAAUGUAUCAGGAUCACAUGAACCAGUAUAAAGAGAUUUUGAAACAACACAAAGCAAAAUAUUCAGAAAAUUCUCUAGCUCAGGAGUAUUAUAUGAAAAAAAAAGAGAUUGAAGAACUCCGAAAUAGAGUUCUGAAACAUUCUGAACAAUUUAAAUGGAAGGAGGCAACCCUUUUGGAUAUUUUAGAGCCUGCUCCUUUUAGGUCACUUUCUGAUUGGGCGUUACAGAUUGCUUAUCUGAGGCAAAAAACACAAGACGUCCUCAAGCAUGCUGCAGUUUUUACCCAGAAAUCUUCUAAACUAGAGAAAGAAGCAGAUGAAGUAGAAAUGAAAAUUAAUUAUUUCAAACAGCAGUUUGAAAGGAGUACAGAAGAUCAAAAUCAUUCUAAAAUUAUUGAAGGAAAAAGUAAAAAAAAAUUAGAGAAAAGGAAGGCAUUUAAAGAAAGGAUGUUUGAAGAGAUUGGAAAUCUACAUUUAUUAAAUGGGAAACCUCAACAGUAUAAACCAUUACAUCUGCCUUGCAUUCCUCAGAAAUUAGUCCAAUCUGUACAGACUUUUAGCCUGUCUUCGCAAAGAACAGAAACAGGUAAAGAAGAAAGAGACAAUUCCAUGGACCAUUCAGGUAUUGCUAGUAUUUCCUUGAGCCAAGUGGACAGUGAAACACAGAAAUUUAAUGAGACUGCAGGGACUAACAAUCCCAAAAUUGCCAAAGUUCCAUCCAUAGCAAGCUUGCAAAACCAAAUGCAAUUCAGAUUGCUAGUUCCUCAGGAGCAAACAACUUGCAAGCAAUGGUUUGAAAAUGAAGCUACAGUAAUAGGAAACAAAGAUGCUGAAUGUGCAGAUAAGGGAGCAGCAAGUAAGUCAAAGGAUUCUGCAUAUAUAUCUCAA
Messenger RNA from Chelonoidis abingdonii (Abingdon island giant tortoise), 1200 nucleotides. The record is from RefSeq and is a predicted model, not a curated record. NCBI's taxonomy places the organism in Eukaryota, Metazoa, Chordata, Testudines, Testudinidae.